AGGAAAUUCUAAAGAGAGAUAGCGUGGGGUAGGAGGAGUAGCUGAAACAAUAUAAAUAUGGAGACAAAAGGAACAUUCAUCGUGCUGCUAGCAUCUAUCCUUAGUGUUCCUAUGGCGUAUUUUGUUAACAUGAUUCCGGGAAUUGACAAAAACCCCGCUCCAAUAUUCAUAAUAGGUUUAUUGUGCCUUCUGGUUGCCUUUCUCAUUCCAGCCAUUGCAAAAUUCAAACAGUUUGUCCAAAAUGACGAUCCCCUUUACUAUGCUAUGAGCAUAUUGACAUUUGCUGCAGUAAUUGAUCUCACCAUUGCUCUGGAGAAUGACAACAUUGUGCACAGUGUUAUGGCGUUCUAUUUUGUAAGCGGCGAGCCUUAUCUGAAAAGUGGACAUGGUUCAGGCAUCAAUUAUCAUGAUGGGAUCCUUCAUUUUGCUUGUUACAUAAUUAUUUUGCUUGCUAUUGACAACAGGAAAAAUUACAGAGAAGUGGGCUUGUACUGGGGUGGAUCCAUAGUCAAUAGUCUAAUUGUAUUGAUGCUAGGUGGAGCUGUAGGGAAACAUGGAGCAAGAUGGUCAAUGUUGUUGAAUGUUAUAUACAUGGUGGUUCCUAUUUGGAUUACUAAGAAAGUUUUAGAUAAACCACCCAAUAUAAAGGAAAAAUCUGCCAAUGAAAACCUCCUGAAGAGACCAUUUGACAUUGUAACCAUUGUAUUAUUGCUGUCAACUAUGUUUAUCUACAUUUUUAAAGGGCUGGCUGCACUAGGGUGUAAUUCAGAAGUCACACAAUCUUUUGUGAAUAAUUCUGAACCUUAUCUUGGAGACCCAAUAGCCUUCCCAAAACUUCAGAUGAUGACCUACUUGUUUUACUGUGUCCCAUUUUGUGCAUUUGCCAGUUACUCUUUAAUUCAUGCUCCGGCAAAGCAGUGGUUCCUUGACUGGCUUUUCAUCUAUGCUGGUGCAGUGUUAAAUGGCCAGAUACCAUACAUGUUUGCUUCACUCCACCAUCUGACACCCAGCAAGUAUCGUGUUCCAAAGACCUCUGAGGCACAGCUACAGUUCUGGACACAGAACCUCUUCCUCCUUAUUGUUCCUCAGAUUCUUCUUGUCCAUUACUACUUUACCAACAGCAAAGAAGGAAAGCGGGAGAGCAGGGGUACUAGCCAAUCACCAGCAAAGAAAUCCGCAAGUAGAGCCAGAGGGGUGAACACUGGCUACAAUCUCAGGAACAGGAUCGUUCAGAACAGUGAAUAGUACUAACUACACUCCUGGAAUUUGGACCUUUUUUUCUGUUGGUCAUAGACCAGAAGCACAUUUGCAAUAGCGUAGCGUCCAUGUGUUUAUUUGUGUGUAAACAAUUUUUCAAAAUGCUAAUUCUCCUAUAGUUUUGGUCAAAAUCAAUGUAACAUUUUUAGCUGUAAAAUUUCAAUUCCAAGGAUUACCUCUUCCUUUAUAAUAAUUACAAUUAAAGCAGUAGAGCUCCAGCAUCAUCACAGACUUCUGUUUUCCCCCACUUUAGUGUUUUUCAUGUCAGACAAUCAAAAAAAAAAUUUUGUUGGAUACCAAAUAUGAAGAGAGACCCCCAGUUGUUCUUUUAUUAACAAUGGAAAGCAAAUUUUCUUAACCUUGUCAUUGUGUUGUUAUUAAUGUCCAAAACUUUAUAUUAAGGUAUACUUUACUGAAGAAAUACGAAAGUUCAUUGUGAUAUGUUUGUACAUGAUUAAAUAGUAACAGACAUUACUACUACAUGUACCUGUAUCUUUUAUAGGAUUUUAUAUGAAGAUUUGAAUCACAUAUUUUGAUUAGGCUGUUUAUAUAAACUUUUCUUGUACAUUUUUGUUAGUAUAGGGCAAAUAGGGUGUUUUUGCUGUUAAAUGCAGUGACCAUUUGUUUUACUAAAACUAUUAUUUUAAUACAAACAUACAGAUUUAGAAUUUAAUGGUAUUUAUAUACAUUUUAGAUACUUAAAUUUUAGCCAGUAUUUCCAUUGCAUAUGUAUUAAUGACAUUUACCAGAUGCAUAUAUAUGUUCCUGUAGUUCUGUGAAAGUUUUAAUAUUGUAAUUUUACCAUGUGAAAACCAGAAUUAGUAUAAAUAUUAAUAAUUUGCUGAAUUUCAGCCUUUUAUAGCAUUGCAUAU
This is a messenger RNA of Saccostrea echinata, 2129 nucleotides long. RefSeq names its product transmembrane 6 superfamily member 2-like. The record is from RefSeq and is a predicted model, not a curated record. Bases 58 to 1245 code for a protein of 395 amino acids. The transcript is spliced from 8 exons. Lineage: Eukaryota; Metazoa; Mollusca; Bivalvia; Ostreida; Ostreidae.